UCACGUGUGUGUUUGUGAAGCUACAGUGGCGUUCACAUCAUCAGUUUGGCCAUAGAUUCGCAAAAUGGACACAGAUUAUGCUGAAUAAACCUCACCACAGAAAGAAAGUUCCUGUGCGUCAGUACUGAUUCCCGCUACAGCGAGGAUGUUUCCCAGCCUGGCCGCCCACAGACCGUGGCAUGUUUUCCGCAGGGUCUCCUUGCAACAGAGAUCGUCCCUGUCACAGCGGCCCCCGAGGUUUCCGCAGCUGUGCCACGGUUGGCAAAGCGGAGGGCUACACAGCUUAUGGUUCAGCCUCCCAGACUGCCGUGUAGUUUCUCUAGGGUUGGGCAAGGUCCAGUAUUACUCUACCUCUGGUACCAGUAAAGAUGGUCCCCCAAAACGACCAUCAGGUGAUGCCCCCUCUGCAGCAAAGGUUGUAUCUGGUGCUGCACAAGCCACCCCAGAAUCACCAGGUGCAACACCUCAGGGUCUGACUAAAGCAGAGACAAUUCAAGUGAAAGUUCGUGCUGUCCUGAAGAAAAGGGAAUAUGGAGCCAAGUACACUCAGAACAACUUCAUCACUGCAGUCAGAGCGAUGAAUGAGUUCUGCCUCAAACCAAGUGAUUUGGAACAACUCCGGAAGAUCAGAAGACGCAGCCCCCAUGAUGACACAGAGGCUUUCACUGUCUUCCUGCGCUCAGACGUUGAGGCCAAAGCACUAGAUGUUUGGGGAAGCCACGAAGCUCUGGCCAGAGAGAGAAACCUCAGGAAAGAGGUGGAGAGAGAGUACCAAGAGAAUAUUUUUCGGAAUCAGCGCUUGUUGCAAGAAUAUAAAGACUUUUGGGGAAACACUAAGCCGCGAUCAGGCCAGAGGACAACAUUUCUACAAGGGCCAGGGAAGGUGGUCAUGGUUGCUAUUUGCAUAAAUGGGCUGAAUUUCUUCUUCAAGCUCCUGGCUUGGGUCUACACUGGAUCAGCUAGCAUGUUCUCCGAAGCCAUCCACUCUUUGGCCGACACGUGUAACCAGGCUCUGCUCGCUCUGGGAAUCAGCCAGUCUGUCCGCAACCCAGAUGCCGUGCACCCAUAUGGCUUUUCCAACAUGCGCUACAUUGCCUCCCUCAUCAGUGGGGUGGGCAUUUUUAUGAUGGGAGCAGGCCUCUCUUGGUACCACGGCAUCAUGGGAUUGCUGCACCCGGAACCCAUCGAGUCUUUGUUAUGGGCUUACUGUAUUUUGGCGGGCUCUCUGGUGUCUGAAGGAGCCACAUUACUGGUUGCCAUCAAUGAGAUAAAGAGGAGCGCCCGCCAGCAAGGAUUGUCUUUUUAUGAAUAUGUGAUGCAGAGCCGAGACCCCAGCACCAAUGUGGUGCUGCUGGAGGAUGCUGCUGCUGUACUGGGAGUUAUUCUGGCUGCUGGUUGCAUGGGGCUCACCUCACUUACAGGUAACCCGACCUAUGAUAGUUUGGGCUCUCUUGGCGUUGGCACAUUGCUGGGCACAGUCUCCGCCUUCCUCAUCUACACUAACACAGAGGCCCUGCUGGGACGCUCCAUACAGGCUGAGCGCGUGCAGAAGCUCACAGAGUUUCUGGAGAACGAUCCUGCUGUAAGGGCCAUCCAUGAUGUGAAGGCCACUGAUAUGGGACUGAGUAAAGUGCGCUUCAAGGCUGAAGUUGACUUUGAUGGCCGCGUGGUGACACGGUCUUAUCUGGAAAAACAAGACAUUGACCAAAUCCUCAACGACAUUCAGCAGGUGAAAACCCCGGAGGAGCUGGAGAACUUCAUGCUGAAACACGGAGAGAACAUCAUCGACACCCUGGGUGCUGAGGUGGACCGGUUGGAGAAAGAACUCAAACAACGCAACCCAGAGGUCCGUCAUGUAGACUUGGAGAUACUAUAACAUCCCGACAUGCCAUGAAGAAAAAGCUGAAAGGAUGGCCACGCCUGCCUCUGCAAACUGCCUCCCUUUCUGACUACAAAACACAGACAACAAACCCGCACAACUUCUCAAGUCUUACUGUAGAAUAGUCCAGAAGGAUGAGCACAGACAGUGUUCGAGCAGCUAUGCCCGAACUUCAGUCUGGGAUACUGUGAGUUCACCCUGCCAGAGAUCCACUUUCACAUUCCAGUGCGAGUGUUUCUGGCAGAAGACUAACGGCUGUCAUUAGGCUCCUUGAAUUUCACUAGAAAUUCGCACACAAACUACGACAGCGUAGUCCACUGGCUGGUUGCUUAGACUCACAUUCCUCCAUAAAAGUGUCAUGAUGGUGGUUGAGCUCAUGUCUGUGUCUAAAGCAAAACCGAGAACAGGACCAGUGUCGUUUACUAGACUUGUACUUUAAUGUCACUCUUGAACCACAGUGAUAGAGUUUCCUUCAUUAGUGCAAAAGGAAACCAAAGAGCUACAAUUUCAACCCAGACUUAUUUAAUGACUAGACAAUGUUAGAGGGUUUUUUCUUUCUUUUUCCUUUUAAUGUCAAAACUGAAGACGGUGCGAUGCCGCAGGUUCUCUAAUGAAGACAGGAUUUGUGAUGAAUAGAUUUUUAUUGCGAAUAUCAAAUGGUAUUAUUGAGAUAUUUGAUUUAAUAGGUAGAGUGAAUAUAGUAGGACUUGAUGUUAUGAAUACAAGUUGUCUAAACCUAGAUUUGCAGAGUUUCCGCCAGAAAAGUUGACAGGCCUGACCAGCAGUGCUCGAUAAGUCAGGGUUAUCUAAAGUUUUAUCACUUUUUUUUUUUACAUUAGAUUGGCUUUACAUGAUUCACAGUUCAAAAUAAGCCAUAGAGUAUCCUACACUGGGCCUUGGUGCAGGCCCUCAUUGCAUCCUCUGUCUCAAAUGAGCUGUUUUAUCUUGGUUACCUUUAAGCUAACAGUCUUUUGAUUGGCUGCCCUUCAGCAGAUGGCUUAAACAUGUGGGCGGGGCUUCUCUGCUCACAGAGCUGUGUUCCUGCGAUGGCCAUUUUGGGAAUACUGGCUCGCUAUGUCAUCAUACAUAGCAAAACAAAAAAGAAAGCUUCUGGCACAUAGGGGUUACUUGUACAUAUGCUGACCUCAUUCUUUGAAAGCUUUGCCAUGUUUAAUAUGAUCCUCCACCAUAUAUAUAGGACAGAAUAACAAGCAUAGGAGCCCUUGUGACACUGAGGAACUGUGAACAGCUAGCACUACUUUUUAUCUCCAAACACAAGCAAGCAAACAGUCUGUAUCAGCAGGAGAGCCCCAGAUCAAGAUGAAACAUGCUCAUAUAGAGCAUUAUAAAUAAUCCAAGUGUGACUGAGAGUCAAAUAUCAGCUGAACACCAUUGUAUUAAGGCAUAACGUUUGUCCUAGUCUUUUUACUUUUUUUUUUACUUCUUUAUUCUGCUAACUCUUUCAAACAGCUGUUUUUAUAUGUAUAAACCAGCUGGCAGAGUUGGUAGCCUAAUAAGAUACAGUAGCUAACCUAACAGUUGGCGCUGUUGUCUUUAAGAAAAAUCUUAAAUACUUUUUUUUUUUUUUUUUAAACCAGGUUGGGCCACUGGACUUUGAAUACAGUGUUGGAAACCCUGCACUGUGUUAUUGUUUUCAUUAAAUGGGUUAUAAUCUUACACAAGCUCUGAUGACGACAUCCUUCCAAGUCAAUAAUAAUAGGCACUGACUUUACAUCUCUAAACGCUGUUCUUAGGGUUAGAAAUGCUUGUCUUGUCACGUGACUGAUUGUAUUGUUCCAAAGAUAAAAUGCCGAAGGAAUGGAAAUGUCCUUGCCUCUUGUCCACAAUGUAUAAAUAAGUGAUCUUUAAUGAAGACAAGUGGACCAGCUACCUUUUAUUUCUUUUUCUUUUUUUCUUUUUUUUUGAAGUCCACCAACAGCUGACAACCUAAAGGCAUUGUCACCCUGUGCAGCAUGUGGCAAAAAAAUUAAAAAGUUGUGAAGUUACUCCUUCAUAAUGUAUCUGCUAUUAUUCUGUAUAAACCGGACUGUGAUGGUGUUUUUGCUUGUCAUUCUUUGUUUGCCGUUGGCACAUGGUUGCAACUUGUCAACGUGCUGUCAUGCUUCAGGAGGUGGGCCGGAGUCAUUUCGUCUUGGUUGGGAAGGAAGAUCUGUGUUUUUGAAGGUGAUUGUGAACUGUUUCUUCUUGGAUCAUAACGAUGACGCUACUGUUGAAGGACAUGGGACGAAUAUGAGAUAAUUUAUUAAAUUAUUUUUGGUUUC
This is a messenger RNA of Pelmatolapia mariae (spotted tilapia), 4161 nucleotides long. It is a transcript of the gene slc30a9, whose product is annotated as solute carrier family 30 member 9. The record is from RefSeq and is a predicted model, not a curated record. Gene Ontology annotation, cellular component: endoplasmic reticulum; membrane. The coding region runs from base 146 to 1876 and encodes 576 amino acids. Gene Ontology annotation, molecular function: monoatomic cation transmembrane transporter activity. Gene Ontology annotation, biological process: zinc ion transport; intracellular zinc ion homeostasis; transmembrane transport. The transcript is spliced from 18 exons. NCBI's taxonomy places the organism in Eukaryota, Metazoa, Chordata, Actinopteri, Cichliformes, Cichlidae.